AUGUGUGAGACUUAUGAAGAGGAGCAGUCUGGUUCGAUACAAGGCAAAACCGAGGAGGAUCCAGCAGAGAUCUACAAAGUGCGACCUCCGAACAAGAAAAAAUACGAAGAAGACAUGGAAAAGAUACUUAGCCAAAUUAAAGAGAAAGAAGCAGAAAUGGAAAGACUGAAAUCACUGGGCAGCUUGAGUAUGACCAGUGAGCUACAGAGAAUAAAGGCUGAGAGAAGUGCAGCAAUUGCCAAGAGAAAGAAAAUAGACCAAGAGCUGGAGAAACUCAAGAAAAUUAUUCCAGAUAAGAUGAGACACUUGGUGCAGCUAGAAUCCUCAGUGAUCUACAAAAGUGAGGAUAAAAUUAACACAGCUGUUCAGCGAUUGGAAUGGAACCUGAAAGUACAACCCUUUAAACUGAUGGAGGAAAAGAAAAUUGUCUCCGAGAUUGACCGCCUGAAGAGAUCCAAGAAAACACUUGUACAGUACAUGGCUUUGAAGCAAGACAUUUCGGGCAUUCGUGACAUGCAGCGUCGCAUGAGAGAGGAAAGAGAUAUGUACUUCCAAGCUGUGGGUAAACUCAAUGCGGAAGAGGAGAGACUACGAAGGGAGAUGAUUUCUGCCAAAACAACACUGUCAGUGCUUAAAUUCCAGAUUGAUGAACUGCAUGAAAGCAAGCGGCAACUGGUGGCCAACCACAAGAAGCAGAUGGAAGAAUUCCAGGGAGCAAAGGAAAAACAGAGGAAGGGCAACUGGAAGAAGAGAGAAGACUACAAGAAGUCAGUCAUCACCGAAAGGAGGCAACAGUUAGUGGAUCUGGAGGUGGAGAAGACUCCUCAUUACAGAUACAUCAGCUGGUGUAACUCUCUGAUCAAGGUCUUGAGCUGCUACAACAAGCUGUCCACCCAGGAUCCCUCGCCGGAGUCUCUCUCGCCUGCCUCCAGCGUGGAGGAACCAGAACUGGCAGAUGAAAUUGGUGAUGGUCAAUAUGUGCUGCUGAAGAAACCUGACGACAGCUUGGAGAAUGCUGCUGGAACUAGACGUUCAAGCAAGAAGAAUCGACGCCUCAGAAAACAGUCAUCGAUGAAGAAGGUCACCCUUUCCCCAGACAUGGUGCAGCAGUUAACAGAACUGGGUCUAAAGGCACCAAACUCCAUGUCUGAAGUCGCUGAGGCUAUUGAAAGUCUCACACUUAAAAAGAUUCUUUUGGAGCAAGAGCAACAAGCCAGCGAGGUUGCUAGUGAUGCUGGCAUCUCGGCCACGGAAAGUCUUAUUUGUGAAAUGUCCCGACAGGUCAGCAAGACAGAAAGCUUUGAAGGAACUGUGGACACAAACCCAGGUGACCAGGUUUAUGCAGAAAUCCUCCAUGAUUGCUCAGAUGAGCAGGAGGAGCAACCAGAAGGCUGGGAGGUUGCGGGAGCUGUUGGCGGUUGUGAGGAGUUGCAGAUCCUCAGUCUCAACAGUGACUCCACUGUGGAAGGUGAUGCCGGUUCUGUUGAGAGUCAGUCAUCGGUUUAUGAUGAUUCGGAGAAUAUCAGGCAUUUCGUUGCCAAAUGUGAGAAGGUUUUGUCUGCAGAUGCAUCAGAAUCUGAGCAUAGACAGGACAAGCUAAAGACUUAUUGUGUGCCAUCUAAUCAGGGUCAGAUUUCAGGAAUAAAGUUGUCAUCAGAUGUUGCCUGUUCUCUUCCACCUAGUGAUAGAUCAAUGGAAAAUGUUGACUGUUCCAUAUCUCACAGUGAUGUAUCAGUGGAAAAUGUUGACUGUUCCAUAUCUCACAGUGAUGUAUCAGUGGAAAAUGUUGACUGUUCCAUAUCUCACAGUGAUGUAUCAGUGGAAAAUGUUGACUGUUCCAUAUCUCACAGUGAUGUAUCAGUGGAAAAUGUUGACUGUUCCUUACCUCACAGUGAUGUAUCAGUGGAAAAUGUUGACUGUUCCAUAUCUCACAGUGAUGUAUCAGUGGAAAAUGUUGACUGUUCCUUACCUCACAGUGAUGUAUCAGUGGAAAAUGUUGACUGUUCCAUAUCUCACAGUGAUGUAUCAGUGGAAAAUGUUGACUGUUCCUUACCUCACAGUGAUGGAUCAAUGGAGAAAAUUUAUUGUUCCAUUCCUAGCAGUGUUGGUUCAAUAGAAAAUCUUGGACUAUUCCAUGUCUCACAGGAGUGGAUCAGUGGACAAUUUUGA
Candidula unifasciata is the source of this 2169-nucleotide messenger RNA. The record is from the annotation of a GenBank genome assembly. NCBI's taxonomy places the organism in Eukaryota, Metazoa, Mollusca, Gastropoda, Stylommatophora, Geomitridae.